This is a messenger RNA of Anguilla rostrata (American eel), 1392 nucleotides long. It is a transcript of the gene bccip, whose product is annotated as BRCA2 and CDKN1A interacting protein. NCBI's taxonomy places the organism in Eukaryota, Metazoa, Chordata, Actinopteri, Anguilliformes, Anguillidae. The transcript has 7 exons. The record is from RefSeq and is a predicted model, not a curated record. Gene Ontology annotation, cellular component: nucleus. The coding region runs from base 42 to 1001 and encodes 319 amino acids.
UCACAGUUUCAUUGACUUGUCCUUUCUGCAGAACACUGCACAUGACCCUUGACUUUUUUAGUCGCGUCUGUCUCGUGGUUGGCAGCAUGGCAUCUUCAGCUAAAAAGCGAGCUGUUGGAGUUGGUGAGAAUCCCGAUAACAGGGAAGAUGAGAGCUCGAGUGAAGGGUCACAGAAUGAUAGCGAUUCUGGAGAAGAGGACAGCAAUGACUCUGAUGAAGAGAUUAAUGAGGAGGUCACUGUCGAUUUCGAGGCGCAUACCAUCUCCGACAACGAUCACAAUGGGAUUAAGAAACUGUUGCAACAGCUGUUCUUGAAAGCCCAUGUAAAUAUGUCAGAAUUGACAGACAUCAUCAUCCAGCAGAAUCACAUUGGAAGUGUGAUCAGGCAAGCCGAGGUACCAGAGGACAGUGACGAGGAGGAUCCGGACGAAGUCUUUGGGUUCAUAAGCCUGCUGAACCUAACGGAGAGAAAGGGAGUCCAGUGCGUGGAGCAGGUGAAAGACCUGAUCCUGAGCCAGUGUGCGAAGUGCUGCCCACACAGCGUGGCAGAGCAACUGGAGAAGACACUGAACGACACCAGCAAGCCUGUGGGACUGCUCCUGAGUGAGCGCUUCAUCAAUGUGCCCCCCCAGAUCGCUCUGCCCCUGCACAAACAGCUCCUGGAGGAGAUGGCGGAGGCCCAGAGGACCAACAAGCCCAGCGGGAGGUGCCACUACUGCCUCAUGAUCUGCAAGACCUGCAAGGAGGCCAAGAGGACCGUCCCGGGGAGGGGAGCGCCCCCGAACGAGGAGCUGAUGUUCGCCAACGCGGAGGAGGAGUUUUUUUACGAGCAAGCCGUGGUAAAAUUCAACUACUCCGUUCAAGAGGAAGCAGACUCCUGCCUGGCCGGACGGUGGUCCUUCGACGACGUCCCGAUGAAACCGUACCGCACGGUCGUGCUCAUCCCUAUGGACCGGAUGGGCGCGAUUAUGGACAAACUCAAAGAAUACUUGACCGUGUGAAUGGGAAGCAUUGCUCACCUGUUUAGGGUUUGAGCACUUUUCAUGACCACCAUUUUGUGGAUACCCUCGGGUUACUGUGUAAACCAAGGAGAAGUGUUGGGACAUUGUCUUGUAGCUUACAGAGCCUUAUCCUUAAUGUUGGGUAACACAUUUAUCCUAGACAGAGGGUGAGGUAAUUAAAAGAAUUUAAUGUUUUCAUUUUAAGCUAUAGUUAAGGGAAAAGGCACUAUGCAAGUUGGAUUGAAGGUCUCCCUUGGGAAAGUAUCCUGUAACCGAUCUUUUGAGUAAGUCAUUCAAAAAUAUUUGUACUCCGAAUCAAGAAAUGAUAUGGCACAUGUCAACAUAUGUAAUGUAUGGAAUGUGUUAUUAAAAUACAUUUGUGGUAAUGGAA